This is a messenger RNA of Acanthochromis polyacanthus (spiny chromis), 3636 nucleotides long. Its product is annotated as hepatoma-derived growth factor. Gene Ontology annotation, biological process: regulation of transcription by RNA polymerase II. Gene Ontology annotation, molecular function: double-stranded DNA binding; transcription coregulator activity. NCBI's taxonomy places the organism in Eukaryota, Metazoa, Chordata, Actinopteri, Pomacentridae. Gene Ontology annotation, cellular component: nucleus. The transcript is spliced from 6 exons. Bases 422 to 1093 code for a protein of 223 amino acids. The record is from RefSeq and is a predicted model, not a curated record.
UUGUGUUGUUUCGGUCGGCAGGGGCGCUCACCGUGCUGCUCCAGGUGCUGGCUGGGGGCGCGUCUGCGAAGAGGAAAGCGGGUUUCAAUUUCAAACCCAAAUAGUCGGAGGGACGAGCCAGUGGAUUGUGGGACAGCCUUGAUACCAAACAGUCUAUCUGCCGCGUUUAGCCGCAGAAACUACACCGCUAAGCAGAGCCGCAUAUUUAUACCCUGUCGUGGUUGAAGCGCGCUGCCACUGAAUCCAAAAAAAAAGAAAAGUCGCCUCUGCCGCGUCUUUCUGCUCCAGUUUUUUUCCGCGCCUGGCUUGAUUUGGAUGACAAACGGACACUUGGCUCGUUCGCUCGCAGGAGGUGACGGAUUUUAAAUAAAACCACCGUGUUUUAAUUAACGCACGCAAGGAGCCGUUUCUACCGGGAGACAUGCCGAGGUCCAACAGGCAAAAGGAAUACAAACCCGGGGAUCUGGUGUUCGCUAAGAUGAAGGGGUAUCCGCACUGGCCUGCCAGGAUUGACGAGUUGCCUGAAGGAGCCGUGAAGUCGCCCUCUAACAAGUAUCAAGUGUUCUUUUUUGGGACACAUGAGACGGCAUUCUUGGGGCCCAAGGAUUUGUUCCCGUACGAUGAAUGCAAGGAGAAGUUUGGAAAAGCAAACAAGAGGAAAGGCUUUGCUGAGGGACUCUGGGAGAUCGAGAACAACCCCACUGUUACGCAUGAAGCCUACGAGUCAUCAAAGAAGGACAACGCAUCAGAAGGAGCAGGGGAUACAGGCAGUUCAGAGAAAGCAGACGCUGAGGGCAGCAGCGACGAGGAUGAAGGGGCUCUGGUCAUCGAUGAGAAGAAUGAGAGGGGAGGAACUAAACGAAAAGCAGAGGAGUCCACGGAGGAAUCUCCCAAGCGGCCAAAGGAUGCAGAGGCGGAAGGCGACUCUAAAGUAGAAAGCAACAAGUCCAAUGCAGAGGCCAAGCUCAACGAUGUGGCUGGACCCAAGGCGACUGCUCCCUCUUCACUGAGCGAGUCCAAACCAGAGGCCCAGGAAAAGGCUCCAGAAGGCAGCCAGCUAACAGCAGACAAGCCUGCAACAGACAGCGCUUAACAUCAACUCACAGAAGAAAACCAAGAACCUUUGACGCUUCUCUCUGGAAUUCAAGCAUUGACAUGAUUACCUGCUGGAUGCCAGAUUUCAGCUGUUUAAUUAAUAGGAGAAUUUUAAAAGAAACCUAAGUGUUUGUAUCGAGAGACAAACAAAUCCUCAUUUGCCAUUUCUGGAAUAUCAUAUAUCCCAGAGACAAAAAAGUUUGCUAAUCUGAUUUCAAACAAUUGAACUGAGCACUUUAAGGCUCAUUUAUAAAUGGGAUUUUGGUGUGUAUAUAUUUUUUAUUUCUAAGUGCAAUUACAUAAUUACAAAGACUGAAUGCUCGGUGUCAAAACAUUUUUCAGUUCAGAGGGAAUAAACACUGAAUAUAUCAUAAAUACGAAAGAAGAAGAUUUAAAUCACGAUAAAAGAUAAAUUUAUUAGACAAAUACUCCCAUUGGAUGAUUUUAAGACGUAGAUAUUGUACAGGAAAAAGAACCGAUUUUCACCCACGCGCUCAGCUUUAGUUCAUAAAAUAACUGUUUCACUUCCAUUUGUAUCACCUAGCUUCUCAGCCUCAUUUAAAUCAUUUAUUCAGCUGUUGGAUACAUGAUGAGUUGCACUUUCAGAGUUCUCUUUUUCUGCCCCAUUAAUCAUCGUCUAGUUCACUCUGACAGUUUUAUGCAACGCAGGUUUAGGUGUGUAUAAGCUUCAUUGCAGGUGACCAAAUCAUGUGAUUCAUUUCACACGAUCCCAUACGUGGACGACUUAGCUUUUGAACGUACCGAAUAUGUAAACCCCAUCUGAGAAGAACUAUUGUAGGAUUUAAGCUGUUACUUCCUCUUAAAGUAAACCCCUCUGUAGCUUGUUUAUCUCAUGAUGUGCAUUGUUGAAAGACAUUCCUGAAUGUUGCUGUGUCUGAGCUCGAUCUUGAAACGUUAAAAGUCGAAGUGGAGCAGUGGUGAUCGCUGCAGGGGAAAAGUUAUUUGUGGCCACCUUUUUCUGAGGAAAUUAUUUGGAAGACUUUUGAAACCAUUAAUUCUCAGUUACGUCAUAUUUAGCUCCUAUUGCUUGAUGCUGGAGAUGUAACGGCCAAGUGCAUUUGAUUGCACUCAGUAAAUUGUUCAUGCCAACGUGAUCGACUCAAAGAACAGACAGAUGUGUUUAACUCUUGUUUCUGACUUUAUGGUUUCCCACCCUCUUAACUGGAAUAUGAGUCUGUUUUUACUUCAGUGGUCUUAUUAUUUUGAAUGUGAAACAAAUUUGUGAUGUUUUAAAGACGUGUUUUAUUCAACCAUCUGUUCGGACAUAUUCAAAAAAAAAUUAUGAUGUUGUCAUUUUCCACUAUGGAUAAUUUUGGUGCGAAACUCGAUCCAAGUGUUCAAGCCUUUUCACCAUGUUACUUGAAUGUCAUUGUCAUCGCUUUGGUGUUCUUUCAGGUAUUUUUGCGACGUUUAGCCUGCAGUUCAUCACGUUAUGUACAAAAAAAUAAUUCUGAAUGUUGUGUCUGAGACGGCCACCUUCCCUUCACCGCGCCGCCGAUUUCAAAGUAUAAAAUGGUCAAAGCUCCCAACGCCACUUCAGAUCUGCAGUUAGUUCCAAGGGUUUAAUUUGGCAUUAGUGUAAUUUUUGGUUUAGCUUUCUCUGUUAUUUUCAGAAGCUGUCAUUCAUCUUAAUCUGCUGCUUAGUUUACUAUUGUAGUUGCCAGUCCAUUUAAUAAACAUGUUGAUUACAAAAAAAUGUGUGUGUCCUGUUUACAUCCAAUAAUUCCUGCUUAUUUUCUUUAAACCAGCGAUGUCAAACUCAUCUUAGUUCAGGGGACACAUUCAGCCGAAUUUGAUCUCCAGUGGGCCAGACCAGCAAAAUCAGAGCAUGAUACCCUAUAAUAUAUAAUAACUCAAAAUUUUCCCUUUUAUUUUAGUGCAGAAAAGUACUUUCUGAAAAUGUUCAGAUUUAAUGAACUGUCUUUUUACAAAACAUUAUGAGCAAACUUAAAUUUGUUCAAAAAAUAAGUCAUUUCAACAAUAUUAUGCUUCAGUUUGUCAUUUACACAUUACAACUUACAGAUCACAGACUACCUACAAAGGCACUAAACAUUUAGUCACUUUUUUGAAACGGGUAUCUGGAGAUGAAAGAUACAGUAUUUUACUUUCUGAUCAAAAUGAUAAAAGUCACCAAAAACAGGAAAAAGUUGCAAACAGCGUUGAAUGCGUCCGUUAUGGUCAGCAAAUCGAAGCAUGUCCACCAGGUGGCGCUGCAACAGAGUGUAUUUCGACCAAUGGAUGUGUUGAGGGCCAGACUCACAUUUGUAAAGUUUCACGCAAAUGGGAGCCUUUACAGGCCAUUUAUGCAGCACGUCCUGUCCAUCCACCAGGUGGCGCUAUCAUUAUGACUGUAUAUUGGUCUGUGGAAGUCAUCAGGGCCAGAGUCUGAUCACACAUGUAAAGUUUGAAGCAGAUUGGAGUAUGUACAGACUAGUCAUAUGUCACUUCCUGUCCAUCCACCAGGUGCCGCUAUCAUUACGACUGUAUUUACUAAUUAAAAAUACAUCAAUACUUGUGUAA